Molecule: messenger RNA, 2578 nt
Organism: Eublepharis macularius
Lineage: Eukaryota; Metazoa; Chordata; Lepidosauria; Squamata; Eublepharidae
Gene: P3H3
Product: prolyl 3-hydroxylase 3
Exons: 15
Coding region: 77-2236 (719 amino acids)
Biological process (GO): collagen metabolic process
Cellular component (GO): endoplasmic reticulum
Molecular function (GO): L-ascorbic acid binding; procollagen-proline 3-dioxygenase activity; protein binding
Source: RefSeq, a predicted model, not a curated record
CCGCGCCUUCCCCGGGCAUCGGUGUCCAGCCUCGGGCCGCUCCUUCGGGCCGCCUUGCGCGUCCCCCCGGGCAGCCAUGCCGGCCUGCGCGGGGCGCCUCUCCCUGGCGCCGCCGCUGCUGCUGCUGCUGGCGCUGCGCUUGUGCCUGGGCUCCGGCCCGCCGCCCGCCUUCGACCUGCUCUACGCCGACGGCGUGCGCGCCUACUUCGCGCGGGAGUGGCCGCGGGCGGCCGAGCUGCUGCAGCGCUCCGUGCACGGCUACGCGCGCCUGCGGGACGGGCGCCGCGAGUGCCAGCGCGCCUGCCGGGCCGAGGCGGGCUGGGCGGCCGCGGCGCCGCGCGGGGAGGCCGCCUUCUUCGGGCGGCUGCUGCAGCGGGCCGAGUGCCUGGAGGAGUGCCUGCGCCGCCGCCUGGACGGGCAGCCCUCGCGGCACCGCGCCAGCGCCGACGUGCGCCGCGACUUCGAGCAGCGGCAGCCCUACAACUACCUGCAGGUGGCCUUCUUCCAGCUUAAGAGACUGGAUGAAGCUGUUUCUUCUGCGCACACUUUCUUCGUGGCCAAUCCACAGCACUUACAGAUGCGUGAGGAUAUGGAAAAAUACCAGCGCAUGGCAGGGGUGAAAGCAGAGAGCUUUCGGGAUCUUGAGGCUGUGCCACAUUGGGUGGCGUAUGAAGCUGGGGUGCACCAUUAUAGUGGGGACGAGUACCCGCAAGCGGUGGCAAAGCUGGAGGAGUCACUUAGCAAAGGGCUGCAGGCGCUGGAGGAUUGCCGAGCCCUUUGUGAAGGCCUCCAGGAGGAGGAAGAGGAGGAGGAGAUGCAGCCUGGUCUCUAUGAAGCUAUUGCAGCCCGCUACGUCCAGGUCUUGAAGUGCCGGCAGAAGUGCGUCCUUGACAUUGCUACCAAGCCGGGGAGGGUUUCUUCGGUGGAAGAUUUUAUCCCGUCUCAUUUUGAUCUGCUGCAGUUUGCUUACGACCAAGUUGGGAACCAGGCCCUUGCUGCCGAGUGCACUGCCACCUAUUUGCUCUUCUACCCAUCAGACGAGAGGAUGCUAGAGAAGAUGAAGCGGUAUCAGGCGGUGCUGGGGGCAGAAGCGCCUGUUGCUGCCAGAGAGGUAAUCCGCAGCUACGUGCAGAGGUCUCUCAUGGAGAAGAAACUGAUCUACUAUGCUGUGGAGCAUCUUGGGGAAACCUUUGACGAUCCUGAGCCAUGGACUCCAGAGGAGUUGAUCCCUGAGAGCAUGAGGGAAAAACACCGAGAAGACCGAGUGAAGCAGAGAAGAGAGGCCCCAGAUGUGAGGCAGCAGCAGCAGCAGCAGCAAAGAGGCCCGCUGCCCUUUGAGGGCGUGGCCAUCACCCUGGAUGCCUCGCAGCUCAAUGGCUCUCAGAGGGUCGUCUUGGACAGAGUCCUGACUGAAUCGGAAUGCAAAGACCUCCUCCGCCUGGCCAAGGCCGCCGGAGGAUCUGGAGGGGGGUAUCGUGGCCGACGUUCGCCUCACACUCCCCAUGAGAGAUUUGAAGGACUCACAGUGCUCAAGGCCUUGCAGCUAGCCAAGGAGAGUGCUGUGGACUGGAGAGAUGCUAAACUGCUCUUGCAAGCCAGUGAGAAAUCGCGGAAAAUUGUCGAAUCCUAUUUCACCCCUGAGAAAAGUCUCUACUUUUCGUUCACGCACCUUGUCUGUCGCACAGCUGCCGAGGGGGAACAGGAAGGUCGCAUGGACCUCAGUCACCCCGUCCACGCAGACAACUGUCUCUUGGACCCAGAAGGAAACACGUGUUGGAAGGAGCCCCCUGCUUACAUCUACAGAGAUUACAGCGCAAUCCUGUACCUGAAUGAUGACUUCCAAGGAGGAAACCUCUUCUUCACUGAGACGGACGCUGUGACCCUCACUGCCCAGGUACGGCCGAAAUGUGGGAGGCUGGUAGCCUUCAGCUCCGGUGGAGAAAACCCCCAUGGCGUGUGGGCUGUGACCCACGGGAGACGCUGUGCCAUCGCCCUCUGGUACACCCUCUCUCUGGAGCAUUCGGAACAGGAACGGGCUCAGGCAGAAGAGCUGGUGAAACAGGAAGAGGCAGAACAGGAAGAGUCACAUUUGAACAACAAGGAAAAUACAGAAGUUGGCCACAGCCCCGAGCCUCCUGCUCCUAAGGGAAGGGCCAGAUCCACCAGCCAGAGGAGCAAACAGCACUCGGAGUCCAGGGUCCAGUCCAAAGGGCUGCAGAGCAGAGAUGAACUCUGAGCCAAGCAGAGAUGCAACUCUUGUGUUGAUCUCUAGACCAGCCUUUGUGCAAUGGGCCAAGGAAGUCUGCCUGGCUUCGUUAUGACAUCACAGCGAAGAAGAUGGCCGUCUUCUCCUGACAGUCCUUUUGUCCCACCCAGAGGGCUGAACUUGUGCGCCUGUGUUUCAGGGGGGCCAUGAGAGCAGCGAGCCACAAACUCCAUAAGCAUCUCAUCCCCUUGUCAGUAAUGUGAGGAUAGUAAUACUGAUCUGACUUACAGGAUUGUUGUGAGGGCAGCUGAGAUCAUGUAUGAGAAGUGCUACAGACACUUGAAAGUGCUAUAUAAAUCUUGGGAAUUGUGA